GAGAAGCUGUCUUCAUUUGAUGCAACAUUAAACCGAUCUGAUGCAAGAUAAUCUAGUUAUUUAAGUUUCUGGAUUCCCACGCUAGCACCUGUUCGGAUUUAAGAAUGUCAAGGCUGGGGAAGCUUCGUGUGGCUGUCAUUGGGGCUGGUGCUGCAGGACUGUGUGCCGCACGUCAUCUUCUCUCUCGCCCCGAGACCUUCGCUGCUCCUGUGGUUUACGAGCUAACGAAACAUGUGGGAGGCACCUGGGUCUAUGAAGAGAAAGUUGGUUGCUAUGACAAUGGUCUGCCUAUCCAGAGCAGUAUGUACAGAGACCUGAGAACAAAUAUUCCCAAGGAGGUGAUGUCAUUCCCAGAUUUCCCCUUUGAGGAACGUCUGCCUUCCUUUGUCCAUCACACGGAGGUGCGGAAGUAUCUUGACAAUUACUGCAAUCAUUUUGGAGUGAGGGACCACAUCAAGUUUGAGACCAUGGUAGAUCAUGUGAAACCAGUAAAAAUGAAGGGAGGUUGGAAUGGCAUGGCAUGGGAUGUCACCACUAGUGAUGGUAUUGACCAUAGCAAAGCGACCACGGACCGUUUUGACGCCGUCUUGGUGUGUAAUGGGCAUUUCUUUGAUCCUUACAUCCCCGCUAUCUCUGGACUUGGGAAGUUCACAGGGACACUGAUGCACAGUCAUGAUUACCGCAGUGCUGAGCCUUUUACUGGGAAGUCUGUGGUUGUACUGGGAGCAGGGCUGUCUGGAUUGGAUAUUGCCAUGGAGCUGUCUAAUAUCAAUGCUCAGGUGAUCCUGAGUCACGGCCAACGCCCCUUGGCCUGUCCUCUCCCUCGUGGAGUGCAGCAAGCCCCUCCAGUAACUAAGGUUCUAGAUGACGGGACUUUAGAGUUCCGUGACGGUACAAAGGCAAACCCUGACGUGUUUUUGUUCUGCACGGGUUAUAACUUCACCUUUCCUUUCCUGGACAAACAAGUGGGUUUGAAAGUCCGCGAUCACCUGGUCUUUCCACUCUACAAGUUCCUGAUGCCCCCUGCCUAUCCCUCUCUGUUCAUAGUGGGUGUGUGCAGAGCUAUAUGCCCCUUUCCACAUUUCCACAUUCAGAGUCAGUUUAUCCUUUCCGUGUUGGAUGGCACUUUCGCUCUUCCGUCGCGUGAAGAGAUGGAGAAGGACAUCGAGAGGGACACGGCCUCACGUCGUGCCCAGGGCGUCGCCACACGCCACAUCCUGAAGAUCGACUCUGAGCAGUGGGCCUACAACGACGAGCUGGCCCGUCUGGGCGGUUUCCAACCUCUCCCGCGCUACUGGCACAGCCUGUACGAGUCCAACAAGGUCUUCCGUGCCCGAGACAUGCUGAAUUACAAGAACUACAAUUACACUGUGCUCAGCGAGACCGACUGGAAAGUGCAGGAUGGUCAAGGGCAAAUGUUACAGAACCCCCUGCCGUAGACACCCACAUUCAGGCUUAAAAGUGAUUUUUAACAUUUAAUAUUAUGCCAAUGACAUGCUCAGACAGAGACAAUUGUGCGAAGCUGCCUUGGGUAUAUUUUAAGUCAGCUCUUGUUAGUGUUUGAAAAAGCACAAGUCUUUUUUCUUUGCUUCUCAGAAAUCGCACGUUGAUCAUGAAGUAAGCUGAAGUAUCCGCUGUACAUCAAAGCUGGAACCCCCUCUGGCUAUUACUGUUGAGACUUGCACUAACCUGUACCAAUUCAUAUUUCCAGUAAUCUGACUUUAAGUCACUGGGACAUCUGUCAUCUGUUGUGUACUCAGUGAACACACUAAUGUAAUGAGUGUACUCAAAAUUCCUAGGAACUAUUUGGUGGUAGUGCAAGCUAAUACUAGAGUUGGGGUUGGUUCUGAAUAGGAUUGUUAGGAAAUUGUAGUUCAGUUCUUGGAAUUUGAAUUGGAGUCAAACUUCAUUGGGGUCUUGACAUAUUGUCUUAGAAAUGUAGAGUUGGAAUAGGACUGGAAUUAUAGGACACAAAAUGUAGUUACUGAAAAUUCAAUGAAAUUUUACAACCUAGAGAAGUUUUACCUGUAAUUACCAAACAUAAAUUAUUGAAAUUAUGUUAAUUUCAAUUAACUUCAAUUCAUGUUUUAAUCAUGUUUGAACUAUUCAGUUUAGAGAUUAUCAUCACAGAAGUACAUUUCUGUAAACUGUGUUAAGAUAUAUUGAAACAGUGCUUUUCUGCCUCUUCACACAAACUAGCAAACGCCCAUACAUUUCUACUUGGCCAAACAGUGGAAUCAGACUGAAUUUUGUGAGAACUUUCUAUUCCAAUUAAUUUCUAAUUCUGUUUCUUCACUGUUCUUUUUUCAGUUCAGAUUCCAUUUCCCAACCUAAAGACUUAAUAUUUAAAUUGAUCUCAGCCCUAUAUUGUUAAUGUAGCAAAUGUCGUGUGACUCCACUCUACAUCAGUAUUUAACAUUUCGUCAGUGUUUUUUCUGUGUAUUGAGAAUGAAUGUCAAAAAUAAUCUGCUUUGCAAGUGUGCAGUUGUGAUUUUUUUUUAAAUAUUAUGUCAAACUUUCACAGCAUCUUUUUCACUUACCCUGCUGGUCUGAGUCUGUGGGGAAGAAAAUGAGCACUAGUCAUAAGAGCAGGAGAUGCGUCUGUAUACUGCAGAUAUUUUGGCAAACUGCAAUUUCGGUCGUUAAGUAAAUGCAUUGUGUUGUGGUGAAACAUGCAUUGUUUUAGGAGCGUGGUUCUGCAGAAAAGGCACCGCUGGGAUUCGAACCCAGGAUCUCCUGUUUACUAGACAGGCGCUUUAACCAACUAAGCCACGGCGCCCUGUGUAGAAGGGGAGGAUCUGUGACGUCAUGAAAGCAAAACCACGAUUUUCACUCUGUAUUUUGUUAGUAAAACACAUUAUCUUUGGCAAAUGCACGGCUUAUACAAUAAACUUGUUCUCUGGGGAAAAA
This is a messenger RNA of Chanos chanos (milkfish), 2910 nucleotides long. Its product is annotated as flavin-containing monooxygenase FMO GS-OX-like 4. The record is from RefSeq and is a predicted model, not a curated record. Bases 105 to 1439 code for a protein of 444 amino acids. Gene Ontology annotation, molecular function: N,N-dimethylaniline monooxygenase activity; NADP binding; flavin adenine dinucleotide binding. The transcript has 9 exons. NCBI's taxonomy places the organism in Eukaryota, Metazoa, Chordata, Actinopteri, Gonorynchiformes, Chanidae.